AUGCGGUCGAAAACACCCUCGGCGGCAGGUGCCACCGGCGGUGGCAGCAAACGCUGGUCGCUGGUCGUGGUCGAUGGGCGUUCGUCGUUGCGACGCAAGGAGAAGGAAAGGAUCAGCAGCCACCAUCAGCAGUCGCUACCGCGCCAGCGAAAGGAAAAGAUGAAAGAGGAAGACACUGGGCCUACGACGACGACGACGCCAUCCCGAACCGAGACUGUUGCUACUACUUCCGGUAAUGAAGGAGGAGGAGAGGGAGAAGGCAGUGGUGAUGGGGGUGGUGGUGGUGGUGGUGGUGGUGGCAGCACCGGCACCGGAUGUCAACCCGCCGGCUACAACAGCCUCUUCGCCUCGCUGCUGCGUACCACCACGCUGUGA
Anopheles gambiae (African malaria mosquito) is the source of this 375-nucleotide messenger RNA. RefSeq names its product short stature homeobox protein 2. The coding region runs from base 1 to 375 and encodes 124 amino acids. The record is from RefSeq and is a predicted model, not a curated record. The transcript has a single exon. NCBI's taxonomy places the organism in Eukaryota, Metazoa, Arthropoda, Insecta, Diptera, Culicidae.